Schizophyllum commune H4-8 is the source of this 633-nucleotide messenger RNA. RefSeq names its product PIG-P. Lineage: Eukaryota; Fungi; Basidiomycota; Agaricomycetes; Agaricales; Schizophyllaceae. The record is from RefSeq and is a predicted model, not a curated record. The coding region runs from base 67 to 489 and encodes 140 amino acids. The transcript has 4 exons.
CAUUCACCGUCUUUUCCUCGCCCUUUUUAACGUAUUACUGGCUUCAGCUGGAGUAGGGGCUCAGCAAUGGGGCGACUGAGAAGCACGUCCGGCGCCGCUCCUUUGGCAUCUUAUCCCGCUCACGAACAUAGCCGGGCUCCUGAAUUUUACGGUUUCGUCGCCUGGACUUCGACCUACCUGCUCUUCGUUCUCUUCCUCCUGUGGGCACUCUUACCUGACUCUGCCAUUGUAUAUCUCGGGAUUGACUGGUACCCAAACCGCGAAUGGGCGUUGCUGCUGCCGUCGUACACCAUUGUACUGGUCCUCCUCACCUACUUCACGUACCUUGCCCUGGCGCUCUUUGGCCAGCCCGCCUUUUCCAGCGCCACUACGAUAACAGACUCGUAUGCGCGCUAUCCACCGCGGGGACACUCGAGUUCCUUGGAAACAGCGGCCGCCGAGCUGCUGGACGCGCCCAUCACCGUCGUGAACAAGGCUUUGUACUUUUGACGCUGGGCACGUCAAGGAGUGAAUCGCGGUCGGAGCGCAGGCCAUGGAGGAAAAUAUGCCAAAUCAAAUAUACGAGAACCUGAAGCACUCAUUGCCACCCUGCAGUCAUGCCACAACACGCGACCCACCGAGUCUGCACAUCUG